Bombina bombina (fire-bellied toad) is the source of this 2093-nucleotide messenger RNA. It is a transcript of the gene FBXO31, whose product is annotated as F-box protein 31. The coding region runs from base 175 to 1809 and encodes 544 amino acids. Gene Ontology annotation, molecular function: protein binding. The transcript has 10 exons. The record is from RefSeq and is a predicted model, not a curated record. NCBI's taxonomy places the organism in Eukaryota, Metazoa, Chordata, Amphibia, Anura, Bombinatoridae.
GUGGGAUGGUCCAUUGAAGCUUUCUACUAUAGUAUUGGGGAAAUCUUCCAUCUGUCAGGAGGUGUGUUUCCGGCCUAGUAAUGACAGAAGCCGCGGUCUGACAGUAAGCGUGCACCCGGUCUGUCAGUGACUGUUUAGGGGAGGCCUCACGACCUCUCUUUGGGCUGUCCCGUGAUGGCGGUGUGUGCCAGGUUGUGUGGUGUGGGGCAGUCUGGAGGAUGCCGGAGGAGGCAACAGCGGAGAGGUACAGCGAGCGAUCCGGACACCGAUCCGGAGAUGGAGGAGGAUGAAGUACGGAUCGAGGCUGGGGUGACCUCCGUUGGGCAGGUACCGCGGAGACCACGUUCACUGCUGCAGCUCCCACCUGAGAUCUUGGUCGAGAUCUUCUCUUCACUGCCGGGAACCGACCUACCUAAGCUGGCCAGGGUCUGCAAGAAGUUCCGCCAGAUCCUCACUACUGACACUAUCUGGAAGAGGCGCUGCACGCAGGAAUACGGUGUCUGUGAAAAUCUGAGGAAACUGGAAGUCACAGGUGUCUCCUGCCAAGAUGUUUACGUCAAACGUAUAAACCCACGUGUGAAGUCGGGACGGUUUAUGAAAAUUCUUCCAGAUUAUGAACACAUGGAGUACAGAGAUGUAUAUACAUGCUUGCUGCACCAAUACCGACACAUCUUAGGACUGUGGCAGCCUGACAUUGGGCCUUAUGGGGGUCUUCUUAAUGUGGUGGUAGAUGGGUUGUUCAUUAUUGGCUGGAUGUAUUUGCCACCCCAUGAUCCUCAUGUAGAUGAACCAAUGAGAUUGAAACCCAUAUUUAGAAUUCAUCUGAUGGAGAGAAAAUCAGCUACUGUGGAAUGUAUGUAUGGACACAAAGGACCUCAUACUGGGGAAAUCCAGAUUGUUAGCAAAGAUGAAUUUGCUACAAAGUGUACCCAGACAGAUUAUCACAGGAUGUCAGGAGGAAGACAAGAGGAAUUCAGAACCUGGUUGCGGGAGGAUUUGGGGCGAACACUAGAGGAUAUUUUCCAUGAACAUAUGCAAGAGCUAAUUUUAAUGAAAUUUAUUUACAUCUGUCAGUGCGAUAACUCCCUCACAUAUCGGCGUAUUUAUCAUCCGCCCACCCAACCUGGAGAUCUGCUGCAUGCUGGAUUCUUUAAGGGAACCUAUGGGAGUCAUGGUUUAGAGAUAGUCAUGCUCAGCUUCCAUGGAACAGUGGCCAAGGGGACAAAGAUAACAGGAGACCCCAAUGUCCCAGCCGGCCAGCAGACACUUGAAAUCGACCUUACAAGGCCUAUAAAUCUCCCUAAUGUGGAGCAGCUACGCAAUUUUGAGGAGCUUUCUCGACUUAUUCUGGAUGCCCAGGCUCAGAUACAGAGAGAGCAACAGCAGGUGGAACAAGCAGAAGAAGGAGGGAGAGGCGCUGAAUAUCUGCAAGCUUCUGUGCACGUGCCACAGUCAGAGGAGGAAGCCGCUAAUGGAAUGGCUGAAGAAGAAGGUGAAGACCUUCAGCCCCCCGGCAUGCAGUCGUUUGUACUUCCAGUGGAUGUGAUGGCUCGAAAUGAAGAAUAUCCUCGUAGCUGCAAAAUGUGCUGUUAUGGCACUGGUCUCAUUGCUGGCCAUGGUUUCAGCAGCCCAGAACGGACGCCUGGCCUUUUUAUCCUAUUUGAUGAUGAUCACUUUGGGUUUAUAUGGCUGGAGCUGAAAUCAUUCAGCCUUUACAGCAGAAUGAGAGACAGAUUCCAGAACUCUGAAGCAUCAUCUCUAGAAGCCUUUGAUAAAAUGCUGCAAAAUAUGCAAUCUUGGACAUCAUAGAGCUGCCCGUAUGAAGUCCUGGAGGAAGGAAGUGAGCUGACAAACUGGAACGGUCACACCACUGUUCGCAAUCAAGGAAAGACUUUUGUAACCUUGGUACCUCGAAUAUCAAUGCAUGCACUUUCCACGCAGUCAUUUUUAGCUACAUUUCAGAAGUUGCUUUAAAAAAAGCUCCUUUUAAAUGUGUAUAUACUAAACAUAUAUGUAAUAUAUUAAUAUAUAAUACAGCCUCCUUAUAAUUUCAGGUGAUAAAGACAAAAUGGCAAGGGCCUAUUUUUUUAAAA